AUGGUAUCUCUCACCGACGCGUCGGCUGAAUACUCAUCCCUGGACGGCUCUGCUCUGGAGAAGACACCACAACACCUACCCUACGAUGCGGUGUCCGUGGCCAAGGGCGGGUACAGUCACUUCAUGCUCAAGGAGAUAGUGGAGCAGCCCCAGGCUACCAUCGCCACCCUCCGCGGUCGAAUCUCCUUCGAUCCCUGGGACGUUUCCCUGGAUGAGCUGGAACUCACGGACGCGGACAUCGAUAGCAUAAACCGGGUGAUAUUCGUCGCAAUGGGGACCAGCUUCAACGCUGCCCUUGUAGCGCGGCAGAUGAUGGAGCAGCUGAGCGGUCUCCCUUCGGAAGCGGAGAUAGCCUCCGAGUUCAGGUACAGGAGUCCCAUUCUGGACUCCAAGACGCUGGUGGUCUCCAUCGGGCAGUCCGGGGAGACGGCCGAUACCCUGUCGGCAAUGGAGGAGGCGUCCAGGAAAGGCGCACGACUCAUAACCGUGUGCAACUCCGAAGGCAGCCAGGCCACCAGGCUGGCGGAGGGCUGCAUCUAUCUGAGGGCAGGCCCGGAGAUAGGCGUGGCAUCCACCAAGACCUUCACCUGUUCCCUGGAGGCUCUCUACCUACUGGCGACCUACAUAGGACGCCGGCGAGGGUUCCUCUCCGCUCGGAACUGGCGAAUGCCUUGA
Geodia barretti is the source of this 675-nucleotide messenger RNA. The record is from the annotation of a GenBank genome assembly. Lineage: Eukaryota; Metazoa; Porifera; Demospongiae; Tetractinellida; Geodiidae.